Messenger RNA from Linum tenue, 4469 nucleotides. The record is from the annotation of a GenBank genome assembly. NCBI's taxonomy places the organism in Eukaryota, Viridiplantae, Streptophyta, Magnoliopsida, Malpighiales, Linaceae.
CACCGUUCUCUCCAGUCGCUCCUCGACCUUUCCUCUUUCCAUUCCGUUCCCUUCUCUUCCGCUACUGCUUCCCUCUCUCACUGUCUCACAAUCUCCAUCCCUUCUAUCUCGCCGCCAUUGAACAAACGAUUGAUUUCUCGAUUCACCCUGCCCCGUUACAUUUUCCACAACCGGUCAGAAUCUAGGGUUCCGAUCUUUUUGUUUUCCCCUCUCUUAUUCUUCUCCGUCGGGACUUCCCAGAUUAUCAUCUCCGUCGGUUCCGUUAAAUCGAAGGGAAAAAUGGUGGUGGGUUCGCAGAGUCCGAACGUGGCUACGUCCACUCAAUCGGGGAACAAGAGAAGAGGUGGCAUUACUAAUAAAGUCUUCCUUGCUGGCCCUUCAGAGGCUGAUAUUCUGCGGAAUGCUAAUUUGGAGAAGUUUUUGGUUGAUUCUGGGUUGUAUGAGACCAAAGAAGAAGCUGAACAGAGGCAGGAGGUACUUGGCAGGAUUGAUCAGAUUGUCAAAGCUUGGGUCAAGCAACUGACGCGCUUGAGGGGCUACACCGAUCAGACGGUGGAGGAAGCAAAUGCAGUUCUUUUCACUUUUGGGUCUUACCGUCUUGGAGUAAGUCUAGGUGCAUGGUCCUGGGGCAGAUGUGGAUACAUUGUGUGUGGGUCCAUCUUAUGUCAACCGUGAGGAAGAUUUCUUCAUUAUCUUGCAUGAUUUGCUUGCUGAAAUGGAGGAAGUUACAGAGCUUCAACCAGUUCCAGAUGCUCAUGUCCCUGUAAUGAAAUUCAGAUUCUUGGGGAUAUCUAUUGAUCUACUUUAUGCAAGUAUUUCUCUUUUGGUUGUUCCAGAGGAUCUGGACAUCUCUAAUGGGUCCGUGCUGCAUGAUGUGGAUGAACAAACUGUUCGUAGCCUUAAUGGAUGCAGGGUAGCGGAUCAAAUUCUCAAGCUUGUUCCAAAUGCUGAGCAUUUUCGAACAACACUCAGAUGUUUGAAGUUUUGGGCUAAAAGGCGAGGUGUUUAUUCUAAUGUCACUGGUUUCCUUGGUGGUGUAAACUGGGCCCUUCUUGUUGCUCGAGUGUGCCAGCUUUAUCCCAACGCAAUCCCUAGCAUGUUGGUUUCUCGAUUUUUCAGAGUGUAUACUCUGUGGCGUUGGCCGAAUCCUGUGAUGUUGUGCUCAAUAGAAGGAGAUAAACUCGGAUUUUCAAUGUGGGAUCCCCGUAAAAACCCCAGAGAUCGACUUCAUCAUAUGCCUAUAAUAACUCCAGCUUAUCCUUGCAUGAAUUCUAGCUAUAACGUCUCGAUAAGUACUCUCCGUGUUAUGAUCGAACAAUUUCAAUUUGGUAACAGGACUUGCGAGGAGAUCGAGGUCAGCAAGGCCCAUUGGAGUGCGCUAUUUGAGCCUUAUCCAUUUUUUGCUUCAUACAAAAAUUACCUCCAGGUUGAUAUAAUUGCAGCAGAUGCUGAUGAUCUGUUAGCUUGGAAAGGCUGGGUUGAGUCACGUCUUAGACAACUUACUUUGAAAAUCGAGCGAGAUACAAAUGGGAUGCUGCAGUGCCAUCCUUAUCCGCAUGUGUACACUGACAUGUCAAGACAAUUCCCUCAUUGUGCUUUUUUCACGGGGUUGCAGCGAAAAGAGGGAAUAAGUCCUCAAGAAGGCCAGCAAUUUGAUAUAAGGGGAACAGUUGAUGAAUUUAGGCAAGAUAUAAACAUGUACGUGUUCUGGAAACCGGGAAUGGAUAUUUCUGUUGCUCAUGUUCGAAGAAGGCAGCUUCCUACUUAUGUUUUCCCAGAGGGACACAGACGUUCUCGGCAUUCUAGGCAUUUAAAUCAGCAGCAGGCUGGAAAAGCUAAUGAUGAUGUUGGAAAGUCUCCAUCUGGAUCCAUUGAAGAGCAGCUUAAGAGAAAACAUGAUGGUGAAAUGGGAGCUGUAAAACGAGUCAAGUGUGCCUCUGAAAGUCCACAGAAACUGCUGUCUGUUUCUCCAGAACUCUGUAGGACUAGGUCUGUUGGACCACUUUUAGAGAGCUUCCACGAGGUGGUUAAAAUGGGCUUUUCUUCAAAUCUGGCUGAUGUUGAUAAUAAUGCUCCAUUUACAUCAUGUAGUGGACAGGACAACGGUGAAAAUGGAGACCCGGUUGUUUGUGAUUCCAAAGGGUUUGAAACUGAAGAUCAGGGGGGUGACUUAAGCAGACAAGUUUCAUCACAAGACUAUAUAUCCUCCUUAGCAAUGAAUGAGCCAGAACCAAUGGAUUUGGUGGCUGAAUGGCAGCAUGCUCCUGACCCAAGCGAAUGCCGAGUUGGGGUAGUUGAAACUUGUUUGGAAGAGGGUACAGCAAACGGGUCCUCUGAGGGAUUCUUAAAUUUGACAGGGGUUGGAGUUGAGGUUGAAGCGGUGCCAAUUGUACCGUCUAAUCAGACUUUUGUAGUGCUUGGGGAAAAGGAAGUAGUGUGCUCUAGUUCCAGCAAUUGGAACCUCAAUUGUGAGGUGAGUAAUUCUGUUUAAGGUUUUUGGGUUUAAUGGUGUAAAAGUAAUGGAAGGGGCUAUCUGAAGUUCGGAAGAUAGUGACAACAGGAGGAUCUUUGCAGGGUGAAGAUGCUACAGAUUUGGGCUCAGUUCUGGAGAAUAGAUGUCCGAGUGGGAAAGGACAGAUUGCAAAUGGCUUGCCUGAAGAACUAGAGGUCCUAAUCCUUGAUUGCUGACUUGAAAUUGUUUUCUUCCACUAAUACCUCUGUUCAUCCACUCGUUCGUAACUGAUUGCCAUAUUGCCUACUGUCUUUCCAUUGUUUGAUGGAGUUGGAGCAUUUCCCAGCAUGCCAGUGAAAAAUCUGUUUUAAGGAAUCUACUAUUGAGGUCCAGAAAUCUGAGUGAUAAUGUUUAUGCUCCCCUUCAAUUGAAUAUUGCAUGAAUUCUGACCAGUCAAAGUUGAAUGUGAAACUUUUCUUCUUUGAUUAUUUUCUCUCUUUGCCCCACUUGUUUUAUGCGGAGAAUUUCCUAACUGGUGCUUAUGGUGGCAGGUCCUGCACCACCACUAUACGUGCUAUGUUUCGAGUAACUGUUGCUAACAAAGAACUACCUGAACAUAUUUUACAGCUGGAUACAUCUACUCUCUGUUUAAUAUUUUGCUUUCAUUUCCCAAACGAGGAGGCUAACUUUUGAUUCUUAAUUUGCCUUCGCUUGUAUAUUUUCUAGUGCUACACUGGCGGGACAGCUAUGCAAUCUCAAGACGGAUCAUCGAGGCUGAGUCUCAAAUCAACAGUAUGAGGUAAAGUGAAUGAGCAGCUUGAAGUUCAUGGUAAGUGCAGCAUUUAUUUGCUGGCCCCUCCCCGUCUUGUUUUCUCCAGGUGUGAGCACCUAAACACGGUAGAGCUGGAGCUGGGUUGAGGCAUGCUGCAUCGCUUGGUGGUUUGGGUGGUUCAUCUAAAGCUAAGCAUGAGGCUAAGCUGUUCGGAUGUCUGGUGCCCGUGAAAGCCACUAUGCUGGCAAGAUUCACAUCUUGGAUGAUUACGAAACGAUUUGUUUUCAUUGGCUGCUGGAAUUGUGGUCCGUUUGUUCUCUUUUCGGACGUAUGUUUUCAUGUUUUAAAUCAGUAGGAUCCAAACUCUGUUGAGGAAUCGUUUCAAGUGUACAUUAUAUAAGAGGAUAUCAGAUUGAGUUGUUUUCGCAAGGUAACCACUGGUUAUGAAGUACACCUAAGCUUGCAGAACCUCUGGCUUGCGCUUUAGAAGUACGCGUUCCUGAAAAAGCCGGGUCGAACACAGUGAUACUUGAAAUGAUAUCUCUUGUGUAAUGGAGAGGGUUUAUUCAUUAUUGUCAUAGCCAUAUAAUAUAUACAUUCCCUCUGUUCCCUCGUUUGUGCAAAACCUGGUUCUCUAUUGACCACUUACAUGGGAUGUUAUUCUACAGUGUACUAACAAGACUAGAGAAAUGGCAGAAGUUCAUACGCUGUAGGUGUCAUCAAUAUCAACGUCUGUCACCUUCUUGCUCCGCCUGUAACUAGCAGAGGGGCCACGUCGAACUCGCGACCACCCUUGCUGUCGUAGUUCCUCUUCUCCCCGUUCUUCUCGUACUCUAUCGGACACAGUCUCCUCAGAACUUGCACGACCUCCUUCAUCGAGGGUCUCGUCGAUGGCAUUGUGCUCGUGCAUAUCAACCCUAACUUGAACACUGUCAUCAUUUCCUCUACAUUGCUCCCUUCCUUGAUCUCCUCAUCAAGACAAUCUUCCACUGGUUUGCCUUCUCCAAUUUGUCGCCAUGUUCGCCUGCCUUCCAGUCACCAGCUCCAGCAGCACCACUCCGAAACUGUACACGUCGAUCUUCUCGUUCACUCUCGUCGUGUAAGCAUACUCUGCAGAAACGAUGAGCUUUACCUGGAGCGAAGUAUCCGAACGAGCCUGCUACCGCAGACACAGUCUCAGGGUCUCCAGACUUGGACAACAUCUUCGCCAGCCCGAAAUCUGCGAUUCGAGGUUUGAACUGAGAA